GCGCGGGGAAGCCCGGCCGAGGGAUGGGCUGUGCCCCCAGCAUCCACGUCUCGCAGAGCGGCGUGAUCUACUGCCGGGACUCUGACGAGUCCAACUCGCCCCGCCAGACCACCAGCGUGUCGCAGGGCCCCGCCGCCCCCCUGCACGGCCUCUUCGUCCAGACCGACGCCGCCGACGUUAUUCCCCGGAGCCGCGCGUCUGGACCCCCCGGGGCCGCCCGCGUCCGCAGAGCCCGCACUGAGCUGGGCAGCGGCGGCAGCAGCGGCAGCAGCAGCGCGGGCUCCGCAGCCCCCGCCACGACCACCUGCAGGGGCCGGAGGCGCCACUGCUGCAGCAGCGCGGAGGCCGAGACCCAGACCAGCUACACCAGCGUCAAGCAGGUUUCUUCUGCGGAGGUACGCAUUGGGCCCAUGAGACUGACACAGGAUCCUAUUCAGGUUUUGCUGAUCUUUGCAAAGGAAGAUAGUCAGAGUGAUGGAUUCUGGUGGGCCUGUGACCGAGCUGGUUAUAGAUGCAAUAUUGCCCGGACUCCAGAGUCAGCCCUGGAAUGCUUUCUAGAUAAACAUCAUGAAAUUAUCGUAAUAGAUCACAGACAGACUCGAAACUUUGAUGCAGAAACAGUGUGCAGGUCGAUCCGAGCCACGAAUCCCUCUGAGCACACGGUGAUCCUGGCGGUGGUUUCCCAAGCAUCAGGCGACCAUGAAGAGGCCUCGGUCCUCCCGCUCCUGCAUGCAGGCUUCAAUAGGAGAUUUAUGGAGAAUAGCAGCAUAAUUGCUUGCUAUAAUGAACUGAUUCAAAUAGAACACGGGGAAGUUCGCUCACAGUUCAAACUACGGGCCUGUAAUUCAGUGUUUACAGCAUUAGACCACUGUCAUGAAGCCAUAGAAAUUACAAGUGAUGACCAUGUGAUUCAGUACGUCAACCCAGCCUUUGAAAGGAUGAUGGGCUACCACAAAGGCGAGCUCCUGGGGAAAGAGCUCGCCGAGCUGCCCAAAAGUGAUAAGAACCGGGCAGACCUUCUUGACACCAUCAACACGUGCAUCAAGAAGGGCAAGGAGUGGCAGGGGGUUUACUAUGCCAGACGGAAAUCCGGGGACAGCAUCCAGCAGCACGUGAAGAUUACCCCAGUGAUUGGCCAAGGAGGGAAAAUUAGGCAUUUUGUCUCCCUCAAGAAGCUGUGUUGUACCACUGACAAUAAUAAGCAGAUUCACAAGGUUCAUCGUGAUUCAGGAGACAAUUCUCAGACAGAGUCUCAUUCAUUUAGAUACAAGAACAGGAGGAAAGAGUCCAUUGAUGUGAAAUCGAUAUCAUCUCGAGGCAGUGAUGCACCAAGCCUCCAGAAUCGUCGCUAUCCAUCCAUGGCAAGGAUCCAUUCCAUGACCAUCGAGGCUCCCAUCACAAAGGUUAUAAAUAUAAUCAAUGCAGCCCAAGAAAACAGCCCCGUGACAGUAGCAGAAGCCUUGGAUAGAGUUUUGGAAAUUUUACGGACCACGGAACUGUAUUCCCCUCAGCUCGGAACCAAAGAUGAAGAUCCUCACACCAGUGAUCUCGUUGGAGGCCUGAUGACCGAUGGCUUGAGAAGGUUGUCAGGAAACGAGUAUGUGUUCACUAAGAAUGUGCACCAGAGUCACAGUCACCUUGCGAUGCCAAUAACCAUCAACGAUGUCCCCCCUUGUAUCGCUCAAUUACUUGAUAAUGAGGAAAGUUGGGAGUUCAACAUCUUUGAAUUGGAAGCUGUUACACAUAAAAGGCCAUUGGUUUACCUGGGCUUAAAGGUAUUUUCCCGGUUUGGAGUCUGUGAAUUUUUACACUGUUCUGAAACUACUCUUCGGGCCUGGCUCCAAGUGAUUGAGGCCAACUACCACUCUUCCAAUGCUUAUCAUAACUCCACCCAUGCCGCCGAUGUCCUGCACGCCACUGCCUUCUUUCUCGGAAAGGAAAGAGUAAAGGGAAGCCUUGAUCAGCUGGAUGAGGUAGCAGCGCUGAUUGCCGCCACAGUCCACGAUGUGGAUCACCCGGGAAGGACCAACUCGUUCCUGUGCAACGCAGGCAGUGAACUCGCUGUGCUCUAUAAUGACACUGCUGUCCUGGAGAGUCACCACACCGCCCUGGCCUUCCAGCUCACGGUCAAGGACAGCAAAUGCAACAUUUUCAAGAACAUUGACAGGAACCAUUAUCGAACACUACGCCAGGCUAUUAUUGAUAUGGUUUUAGCAACAGAGAUGACAAAACACUUUGAACAUGUGAACAAAUUUGUGAACAGCAUCAAUAAGCCCCUGGCGGCUGAGAUUGAGGGCAGUGACUGUGAAUGCAACCCUACAGGGAAGAACUUUCCUGAAAACCAAAUUCUGAUCAAGCGGAUGAUGAUCAAGUGUGCUGAUGUCGCCAACCCAUGCCGCCCCCUGGACCUGUGCAUUGAAUGGGCUGGGAGGAUCUCUGAGGAGUAUUUUGCACAGACUGAUGAAGAGAAGAGACAGGGGCUCCCUGUGGUGAUGCCAGUGUUUGACCGGAAUACAUGUAGCAUCCCCAAAUCCCAAAUCUCUUUCAUUGACUACUUCAUAACAGACAUGUUUGAUGCUUGGGAUGCCUUUGCCCAUCUGCCAGCCCUGAUGCAACAUUUGGCUGAUAACUACAAACACUGGAAGACAUUAGAUGACCUAAAGUGCAAAAGUCUGAGGCUUCCAUCUGACAGCUAAACCCGAGAGAGAAGGGGACCUCUUGAUCUGCAACGGGCACUGUGAAUCACAGUAGUGUAAAUAAGAGGCUUUCCUUUAUACUGAAAAGACAGGUGUAGGUUAAGGGGUUGGUGUUUAAUUUUUGACUUUGAAUCACUCAAGUCCCAAAUUGCAUUUUUAGAAAGUUAUGUUCCAUUAAGAAAAAUAUUUUUUCUUUUGAACACUUAGUGAUAGUGUCCUCAUCAAACUAUGGAGCUCAUUUACUCUAGCAGGCUACAAGCAGCAAAAACUUGGUGCCUGUGAGCCCAUCUCUGUGGAUGACACAGCUUAGCGAGUGUUCAGCUCAUCUCUAACCAUAGAAGUCAACAUUGCUGUUUAGCUUGACUAUUUUCCUCAAGAGCACCAGUCUGAAAGAUUCAUAAAAACACCUAAGGAAAAAAACUAUUUAUAAAAUGAGCAAAACAACUAGGACCAAAUUAUUGAUAAACUAGUUUCACAGCCUCUGUGGCUAAGCAGUUCUUUUGAUCAAGGGGGUGACACCCUAGGUAGACCACAGCCUGGGCCUGGUGAGUGCCUUCUGAAGACUGGUAGAAGCAGCCUGUGUAGCCUUCUUUCCUAUAAAAGCAAUUCACCUUAACAGUGAGCCAUUCAUGGUAGGGAAGGGACUGACACCUUGUUUGGGGGGAAUCCACGCACUUCCCUUGUUUCUGGUUUACAGAGGCAGUCACAAGGCCGUAUAGUAAGUAUUAUAUAAAAGCCAUUAAACCUGAAUGCCCUUGGAUAAGGUUUUUUAAAAAAGAAAAUUUAUAUACAUUCACAGU
This is a messenger RNA of Prionailurus viverrinus (fishing cat), 3496 nucleotides long. RefSeq names its product phosphodiesterase 8B (gene PDE8B). The record is from RefSeq and is a predicted model, not a curated record. The coding region runs from base 24 to 2696 and encodes 890 amino acids. Lineage: Eukaryota; Metazoa; Chordata; Mammalia; Carnivora; Felidae. Gene Ontology annotation, molecular function: 3',5'-cyclic-AMP phosphodiesterase activity. The transcript is spliced from 22 exons. Gene Ontology annotation, biological process: signal transduction.